This is a messenger RNA of Gallus gallus (chicken), 1427 nucleotides long. Its product is annotated as olfactory receptor 14A16-like. Gene Ontology annotation, biological process: G protein-coupled receptor signaling pathway. The transcript has a single exon. Bases 367 to 1410 code for a protein of 347 amino acids. NCBI's taxonomy places the organism in Eukaryota, Metazoa, Chordata, Aves, Galliformes, Phasianidae. The record is from RefSeq and is a predicted model, not a curated record. Gene Ontology annotation, cellular component: membrane. Gene Ontology annotation, molecular function: G protein-coupled receptor activity; olfactory receptor activity.
CCAUCUCCACUUACUCUGCACCAAGCAGCUGUGAAUCCCUUUGCCUCUUGGGUCUCAUAGUCAUUCAUACUGAGAGCACCAGAAGCACUCAGAAUUUCUCAAUUCAGCAAACACUCCAUGGACACACUGAGCGAAAGGAGGGAGUACAGAAAAAAUUUCACUCAAAUUUAUUUUUAUGACCCACAUAUUUCUGGCUUUGAGCUCACAGAUGCUGACAAGCACCUCUCUAUUAGAAGUUACUUCAUCUGACCCAUUUUGUAAAGAAAACUUGCCCUCACACAAACACCACAUUUCCCUGUAUCUAUGGGGACAAGACUGUUUCCUUGAGAGAAAAAGUGCAGAAGCCCUCCAGGCAAACUCAGCAUCAUGAAAUGUAGUUCACAACAUUGUGAUUGCAUGAACAUUUUCCACACAGAAAUCUCUGACUUGAACCUUUGUACUCCUUGGACAGGUCCUGGUGCCCAGAAGUCCCAGAUGGCCAACAGCAGCUCCAUCAGCGAGUUCCUCCUCCUGGCGUUGGCAGACACGCGGCAGCUGCAGCUCCUGCACUUCUGGCUCUUGCUGGGCAUCUACCUGGCUGCCCUCCUGGGCAACGGCCUCAUCAGCACAGCCGUAGCCUGCGACCACCGCCUGCACACCCCCAUGUACUUCUUCCUCCUCAACCUCGCCCUCCUCGACCUGGGCUGCAUCUCCACCACUCUCCCCAAAGCCAUGGCCAAUGCCCUCUGGCACACCAGGCACAUCUCCUACGCAGGAUGUGCUGCACAGCUCUUUUUCUUUGCCUUCUUCAUCUCAGCAGAAUAUUCCCUUCUCACCGUCAUGUCCUAUGACCGCUACGUUGCCAUCUGCAAGCCCCUGCACUACGGGACCCUGCUGGGCACCAGAGCUUGUGCCACCAUGGCAGCAGCUGCCUGGGGCUCUGGGCUUCUCCAUUCCUUGCUGCACACUGCCAAUACAUUUUCCCUGCCUCUGUGCCAAGGCAAUGCUGUGGAUCAGUUCUUCUGUGAAAUCGCCCACAUCCUCAAGCUCUCCUGCUCAAAAUCCUAUCUCAGAGAAGUUGGGCUUAUUGUGAUUACUGCCUUUGUUUUACUAGGGUGUUUUGUUUUCAUUCUUUUCUCCUAUGUGCAGAUCUUCAGGGCCGUGCUGAGGAUGCCCUCUGAGCAGGGACGGAACAAAGCCUUCUCCACGUGCCUCCCUCACCUGGCUGUGGUCUCCCUGUUUCUCAGCACUGUCAUGUUUGCCCACCUGAAGCCCUUCUCUAUUUCCCUCCCAUCCCUUGACCUGGUGGUGGCACUUCUGUAUUCAGUUGUUCCUCCAACACUGAAUCCUAUUAUCUAUAGCAUGAGGAACCAGGACAUCAAGCAUGCCCUCAGCAAAAUGUUGCAAUAUGCACUACUCCAGCUUCAAUAAAGUAAGCAUUGUCCUCA